CGGGCCCCCAGGCGGAGCGGCGGGCGCCGGACCCCCAGGCGGGAGCGACAGGUCACCGGGCCCCCCAGACGGGAGCGGCGGGCGCCGGACCCCCAGGCGGAGCGACAGGUCUCCGGGCCCCCAGGCGGAGCGGCGGGCACCGGACCCCCAGGCGGAGCGACAGGUCUCGGACCCCCAGGCGGAGCGGCGGGCACCGAGUCACCAGGCACAACACGGGCACCGCGUCAUCUGGCAAGGCAGUGGGCACCAAGUCACCAGGCACGACAGUGGGCUCUGAGUCAAUUGGCACGACAGCGGGCACCGGGUCAUCAGGUACCGGAU
Molecule: messenger RNA, 321 nt
Organism: Staurois parvus
Lineage: Eukaryota; Metazoa; Chordata; Amphibia; Anura; Ranidae
Source: the annotation of a GenBank genome assembly